AACCAUCUAUUGUGUUGUGUUUACCACGUUUAGUCGCAUUUAUAACGUCGUCGCGUAAACAUGUCUCAGUCAAUUCAAUAUAAAUUAUACGAGAAUAUAUUUAUAGAAACGAAUAUUCAAUCUCCCGAUUACGAUGGUGUCAUACUUAUUGUUUACCCUGAAGAAUUGAAUAUAUCUUUGCCGCGUCAUAUUGGAAGUUUCGUUGAGGGAAUACGUAAAUUGGAUAAACAUAUUCAAAAAGUAGCAACAGUUUGGCAUUGUGAUUACGUUUCUGGAGGACGGAUAAUACUUGCUCCGACUGGGAAUGUCACACCAUACCACGAUGCAAGUAUCAUUAAAGAUGCAGUAAAGAAAGGUAUGUUACGCGCCUUAGAUGCGGGUGUCAAGAAACCAUUGUUGGUCGUCCAAGAUAUUGUUAAUUUCCCAGAUGGCCAAUUAAUCGGUAUACUUGGAGCAUUAGAAGCUUUCUAUAUACCUCUACAGAUGAGAGAGAGAGAUGAUACGAAGAAUUUCAUUCGUUUAGGAUUGUACGCGGAAGAAAAGAAGACGGAAGACUUUGAAAGGGUAAUAAGAAACGCUAUAGCUUUAGAAAGAUCUAGAAUUAUGACGAGAGAUAUUGCCGGAGGUGAUCCAGAGAGAAUGUCACCGGCUAACAUCGUGGAAUACAUUAAAAACUCUUUUGCUGGCAUUACUAAUAUCACCAUUAAAGUGAUAGACGAUGAAAAAAUAAUAGCCCAGGAGUAUCCACUUUUAGCAGCUGUUAAUCGAGCAGCUAAUCAUGUAGACAGACAUAAGGCAAGAAUGGUAGAAUUGGAGUACAAACCUCAUGAUUCCAGUAGAGUGACCGAAACUCUAAUGUUAGUUGGAAAAGGCGUGACUUACGACACAGGGGGUGCUGAUAUCAAGAUUUCUGGCAAAAUGGCCGGCAUGUCAAGAGACAAGAGUGGAGCUGCUGCUGUAGCUGGUUUCCUCAAAGCCUGUUCGAUUCUUAAACCGCCACAUUUAAAAGUUGUUGGUGUACUGUGUCUAUGUAGAAAUUCUGUAGGAUCAGAUUCGUAUGUCUCCGAUGAACUGCUGGUCUCCAGAAGUGGGAAGACAGUUAGGGUUACGAAUACAGACGCUGAAGGUCGUCUAGCGAUGGCGGAUGCGUUGUUCAAGCUAACUGAAGAAGCUGGUAAUGCAAUGAACCCUCAUUUAUAUACGAUUGCAACAUUAACUGGUCACGCUAGAGCUUGCUAUGGUAAUUACGUCGCUGCGAUGGACAAUUAUAGCGCAAGGGCUACUAAUCAUUCAGCUAGACUACAGUUCAGUGGUGGAAGGAUGGCUGAAGGUAUAGAAGUGUCUACAAUCAGACCAGAAGAUCUUGCAGUGAAUGUUGGUAAAUGUAAGGGUGAUGAUCUGGUGCAAUACGACACGGAAGCUAAAUGUCGUAAUCAUCAGUUGGCAGCUGGAUUUCUAAUCAAAGUUGGAGGUUUGGAAGAUAAGAAUAUUAAAUACACGCAUUUAGAUAUAGCUGGUGCGGCUGGGAUACCUCCUGAAGAGCCAACUGCGAUACCUGUACUGACACUUUGUCAUGCCCAUAAAGUUUUAUUGUAAAAAUAGACAAGAGUAA
Papilio xuthus (Asian swallowtail) is the source of this 1612-nucleotide messenger RNA. RefSeq names its product Dipeptidase B (gene Dip-B). NCBI's taxonomy places the organism in Eukaryota, Metazoa, Arthropoda, Insecta, Lepidoptera, Papilionidae. The record is from RefSeq and is a predicted model, not a curated record. The transcript has a single exon. Gene Ontology annotation, cellular component: cytoplasm. Gene Ontology annotation, molecular function: manganese ion binding; metalloaminopeptidase activity. Gene Ontology annotation, biological process: proteolysis. The coding region runs from base 61 to 1596 and encodes 511 amino acids.